Messenger RNA from Thelazia callipaeda (thelaziosis nematode), 459 nucleotides. Lineage: Eukaryota; Metazoa; Nematoda; Chromadorea; Rhabditida; Thelaziidae. The record is from the annotation of a GenBank genome assembly.
AUGGGACGAGGGUACGUUGAUCGCGAUGAUUUUUUUACGAUCCCAGAGCUCACAGCAAAUCCCCUAGGUGACAGAAUUAUUGAUGCAUUCUUUGCAGAAAAGAGCGAAGCUGAAAAACAGCUAACAUUCCGUGAAUUUAUUCAAGUUUUAGCACACUUUAGACCAUGCACUGGAGAUAACAACAGUGAUGCCAUUAAUGGCCGUACAGAAAAAUUAAAAUUUGCCUUUGCCAUGUAUGACUUGAACAAAAAUGGAUAUAUUACACGAAAUGAAUUCAAAAUAAUUUUAAAUAUGAUGAUUGGUUCAAAUAUAACAUCUGAACAGCUUGAGAUGAUAACGGAUCGAACGAUCAAGGAAGGAGACUACGAAAAGAAUGGCAAAAUUUCAUUUCAAGAAUUUGCCCGAGCAAUGGAUAGUGUAAAUGUGGAACGACUGAUGUCAAUUCGUUUCUUGGACUAG